GGCAGAGUCACUUUUUUUCAGCGCAGGAAAAGGUUCGAAGGGCAUUUAGACAAGCCACCUCGCAGCGCCCGGCCGCUCCCUGCCCCUCGGAGACGUGCGCCCGGCCCAUUUUAUACGCGACGAUUUCGGGGGUAAAGAGAGCAAGUUUUUCCUCCUUGAGCAAACUGCAGAUUUUCCCUCUUCCCCUUAAAAAAUACCGCAGCCCGCCUUGUCUUGCAGGAAGAACCGAGGUUGGGAUCCACUCCUCUGGCCAUGCUUGCUGCUACCUGUAAUAAGAUCGGCAGCCCCAGCCCGUCUCCCUCCUCCCUCUCGGACAGCUCUUCUUCCUUCGGCAAAGGCUUCCACCCGUGGAAACGUUCCUCGUCCUCCUCCUCCGGCAGCUGCAACGUAGUGGGUUCCAGUCUCUCGAGUUUCGGCGUGUCGGGGGCCUCCCGGAACGGCGGUACGUCCUCGGCGGCGGCGGCAGCCGCGGCGGCCGCGGCGGCGGCCGCGGCCCUGGUGUCCGACUCGUUCAGCUGCGGCGGCUCGCCGGGCUCCAGCGCCUUCUCACUAACCUCCAGCAGUGCCGCGGCCGCGGCCGCCGCCGCCGCCGCCGCCGCCUCUAGCUCGCCCUUCGCAAACGACUACUCGGUGUUCCAGGCCCCUGGUGUAUCAGGGGGUAGCGGCGGAGGGGGCGGCGGCGGCGGCGGCGGCUCCUCGGCGCACUCGCAGGACGGCUCCCAUCAGCCUGUGUUCAUUUCCAAGGUGCACACCUCGGUGGACGGGCUGCAGGGCAUCUACCCGCGCGUGGGCAUGGCGCACCCAUACGAGUCGUGGUUCAAGCCCUCGCACCCGGGCCUGGGAGCCGCCGGCGACGUGGGCUCGGCCGGCGCCUCCAGCUGGUGGGACGUGGGCGCCGGCUGGAUCGACGUGCAGAACCCGAAUGGCGCGGCGGCGCUGCCCGGCUCGCUGCACCCUGCCGCCGGGGGGCUCCAAACCUCGCUGCACUCGCCGCUCGGAGGCUACAACUCGGAUUACUCGGGCCUGAGCCACUCAGCCUUCAGCAGCGGCGCCUCCUCGCACCUGCUUAGCCCCGCCGGGCAGCACCUCAUGGACGGCUUCAAGCCAGUGCUGCCUGGCUCCUACCCGGACUCGGCCCCGUCGCCGCUGGCCGGCGCUGGGAGCUCUAUGCUGAGCGCUGGGCCGUCGGCGCCGCUGGGGGGCUCUCCGCGCUCCUCCGCACGCCGCUACUCGGGUCGCGCCACCUGCGACUGCCCCAAUUGCCAGGAGGCGGAGCGGCUGGGCCCGGCCGGUGCCAGCCUGCGGCGCAAGGGCCUGCACAGCUGCCACAUACCAGGCUGCGGGAAGGUGUACGGCAAGACGUCGCACCUCAAGGCGCACCUGCGCUGGCACACGGGCGAGCGGCCCUUCGUGUGCAACUGGCUCUUCUGCGGCAAGCGCUUCACGCGCUCCGAUGAGCUGCAGCGGCACCUGAGGACCCAUACCGGUGAGAAGCGCUUCGCCUGUCCUGUCUGCAACAAACGCUUCAUGCGCAGCGACCACCUCAGCAAGCACGUGAAGACGCACAGCGGCGGUGGCGGCGGCGGCUCGGCCGGUUCGGGUAGCGGCGGCAAGAAAGGCAGCGACACCGACAGCGAGCACAGUGCCGCUGGCAGCCCGCCCUGCCACUCCCCGGAGUUGCUGCAGCCCCCGGAGCCCGGGCACCGCAAUGGCCUAGAGUGACGCCCAUUCCGUGGCUGCCCAUCUCCUCGACCCCCUCCCGUCCCGGUCCGCUUGGGCCCCGUCUGCCCCAGCCUCUGUUCCAGCCUCUCUCCACUGCAUCCUGCUCGCACUUUCUGUCUCUUUCUCUCUCACUUAACUCAUUCUGUGACUUUACUUUGUAAAGGGCAUAUGGACAUGUAAGUAACACGCUCUCCUGGGCCCUGGCUUUCCCACUCCACCAGGUAACACUGUCAGAACCCCGUGAAGCCGUAACCGCCGGGUCUUUAUUUCUCAUCCUCUCCUCGUCCUCUCUCUGCCAUCCCCAGGUUGUGACGGGCAUAUCUUUUAGAGGGAAACGGCCGCUGGAGGUAGAGCUGGACGAGCAUAGUGCCUGGGAGACCGGGGGCCUAUGCACGAGCGGGAACAACUCCGCUGAGCACGGUGGAGCGACGCCGUGGGGAGGGCAAGGCAGGAGGCCCGGACAGGGCAUUCCCACUGGGGCAGCCGCUCACUGUGUUCCGGAACCUCAGUAUCAGGGGGCUCGGCAUCUGAGAGUCCAGCCUGGCCGCUGCGUGCCGCUGCCCUCCUUGCGCAGAGCUGUUGCAACUGCGUCGGGGUGCCGAUCUGGCGGCACCAAGACCCGAAGUUUGCGGAGUUAGCUCUCCCAACGUCAGCUCUGCCUCCUUUCCUUUGUUCCCUGAGGUGGAACCGAUUCAAGUUUCAGCUAAGGGCAGUCUUGGCGAAUCGCUGCAGCAGCCUUCUUUCAUCUUUAUAACAUUUUUUUUUUUUAACUAAAAAACUAAAGAAAAAAAUGACAGCAUUCUUCCACUUCGUUUCCCUUCUAGAUAGUUUUUCCUCUAAGCAGUGAGCAAGUCUUUCUCUCGAAACUGCUAAUAUCGAUCCCAAAGUUAUUUUGAUUGCAUUAACUUAACUUAUGGGGUGGGGGUGGGGUGAGGGUAGGUGUCUUUUUCUUAUGCAAAAAUACCCCUUUCCGGUGAGACCAGAUUAACUAUCUCCGUGUUUGUCCUUUUCUACCUCGUUUUUCACCGCUCCUGAGCAUAAUCUCCCAAUCUUUUUUUGGUAGUCCAGCCAUCAAUUUGUAUUGUACCCAUUUCUGUAAAUUCUUGGAAUUCAUUCAAGAUUCUUAGGGUUAAACUUUUUUGUGUGUGAUUUAAACUUAUAAACACGUGAAGAAGCUAUCGUUUAUUUAAGACGAGGCUGUAGUUUAAAUGCCAAAAGAGGGAAAAUAGGAAAAAAAAAAACCUUUGUAAAAUAUAUCUGAACCUAAUGGUUUGUACAACUGGAGAAUCGUUCUAGAUUAGUUACCAAUUAAUUAUAACUCCACCAGUGUAUGGGUGUGAGGUGCAGCUGUCCAGGAGACGAUUUUGUAUAGUAUUUUUCUUGUACAUUACUUCCAGUAAAUAUUUGAAAAUAUAUUGAAGUAAAGUUGAUUUUGUCACAAAAAAUAUUAAGAGUUAUUGUGGCAGUGCUGAAGAGCUGCAGGUAUUUUGAACUCACUUCUGGAGGUGCAGAGCCACAAACGCACUUUCGGGGCUUAGUUUUGCUCGAAUAUGAAUUUAGAUAGGUAUCAAACUGUAACUACGACAAUAUUUGAUAAAUGUGGGAUGACAUUUAAUUUAAUGGAGCAUGUACUUAUUUGCAUUUGCUGGCAGUUCAGGCAUAGUUAAAGUGAGAGUUCUCCUAUAUUUCAUAAUAACUGGGUCUGCCAAAACCCAUGUAUUAAAUAAAUUGUCCAAGUGAAACUCAACUAACUUUGGCCUUUGUGUAUUUCCUGAAGGUAAUAUUGUUAACUGUUAAUAAACACUCCUGACACUACAUUUAAAUGUUUGCAGAUUUUGCAAACUAAUUGCUCAUUGUAAUGUUGAAAUAAUUUGGAUAUUUCACAUUGAAAUGAAAAGCCUUUCUCUGGAACAUUUUAGACUUGCAUUUUAAAUGCAUGAGAUGUAAUUGAUUUAUUUGUAAUAUUUUAAAUGGUAUUAAUAAACUCAGAUAAAAGACUAGGCCAGUUAAUUUGUAUUUUUUUUCUUUUAAAAAUAUGGACAUUUGCAUUUUAUCUCAGUUAAAUGUCUAAUUUAAGCAAAGUAUAACCCUGUUUUUGUAGGAAUAUUUAAAUAAUUGCCUUUAAGAUAUUACUUAGAUGGAAUGAUCUAUUUGGCAAAGCUGUGUUUCUCUAUUUACCAAGAUUAAGAUUAUAGUGUCUAAGAAAUGUCAUUAAUUAUUUACCAGUAGAUUUAGCUCAAAGCAUCAGGAUUUACUGACCUCUUAAAAUUUGUACUAAGUCACCAAACAAUUCAAAGAAAUUUCCCUGUUCUGCUUUCUUCUUUCCAGAAGGAGUCAGGUUAUUGGCCAUUGAUUGUAUUUGGUAUUUAAAAGGCCAAGCCUUACAUUGGAAGAUCAAUACAUCUAAAAUAAAAACAUGGGUUUGGGGAUAACUUUUGUUGUUAGGGGGUGGAGGAGGUCAAGCGAACAAAAGCUUGUUUUUGGCAUUCCAUGUCUUAGCUAAAGAUUAUGUAGAAGUAAAUAUCAGUAGUAGAUUCCUGCUGAAAUGAGUUAUCUGUUCUUUUAAAGUCUCUAAACAGCCACCAAAGAAAAGGAAGGUUAAACCUUAAUCUAUUUACUAGGCUAUUGUUCAUAGGUGUCAAUGAUGCCAAUAAAAAAAUAUUGUCUUGUUAUGUCUAA
Molecule: messenger RNA, 4401 nt
Organism: Neofelis nebulosa (Clouded leopard)
Lineage: Eukaryota; Metazoa; Chordata; Mammalia; Carnivora; Felidae
Gene: SP8
Product: Sp8 transcription factor
Exons: 2
Coding region: 253-1722 (489 amino acids)
Biological process (GO): regulation of transcription by RNA polymerase II
Molecular function (GO): RNA polymerase II cis-regulatory region sequence-specific DNA binding; DNA-binding transcription factor activity, RNA polymerase II-specific
Source: RefSeq, a predicted model, not a curated record